AUGAAGAAAUUGGGACGGGGGCGGCCGCCAAAAAAAUCGGUGCCUCCACCACCAAAAUCUCCGGUGGUUUCUACUCCGGUAGCUCAUUCGGACUCGCGAAGCCACAAUGUCAGCAAUAGAUUCAUUAAUGCAGAAAUUGCGGAAAUCGAAAACCUUGGAGAAACCUCAGAAGCUCGGGAUGAAGAAAUUGUUGAUGAGGUGAGUAAAGAAGUUGAACUGGAAAAACCUAAUCAAGCUGAAAUUCAUGAGGAAGGGCGAAAACUAUGGGUUGAUGUGUUGAAGGAUAACAGGAAUCCGGCGAAAGGACGUGUAAUGAAGUUCAUAGCCCCCCAAGUCGUGGAUGGAAAAAUAGAGGUAUUAAUUGAAGAAGACGAUGUCAGAUCUGAAGUCAAGUUCUGUGAAUCCUCUCUGAUUCUAUAUGCAAUGGGAGCGGACUUGAGUAUGACUGCUGUAAAGAAUUUUAUGACCAGAUCUUGGAACUUUGUUCAACUGCCGGACAUGUAUUUCAACGAUGAAGGGUAUUUUAUUCUCUGGUUUAAAUCGUUCAAAGAUCGUGAUGAAGUUUUGCUGAGAGGUCUGUAUAUGAUAAGAAACAUUCCUUUGUUGAUUCGAGAAUGGAGACCAGGGUUCAAGAUCAAGGAUGAACUCCUGCGAACCCUACCUAUUUGGGUAAAACUUCCCCAACUCCCUAUCGUAUUGUGGGGUGAUACAAGCCUGAAUAAGAUUGGGAGUUCCCUGGGUAAUCCUAUUAUGACAGAUGAGUGUACUGCAAAUAGACUGCGAGUGUCCUAUGCGCGUAUUCUUGUUGAAAUGGAUAUUACAAAGGAGCUUCCUCAAACAAUCACCAUUGCUGAUCAUGAAGGAGAAAAGAUUCAACAAGCAAUUGAGUAUGAAUGGAGACCUCUAUUCUGCAACAAAUGUCAAAAGGUAGGUCAUAGCUGCGAAAAGCCUAAGGUGAGGAAACAGUGGAUACCAAAGCAUGUGAAACAACCUGAAACUAAUGUGGAAUCAAAAAAGGUAGAGGCAGAUCAUAAAGGGCCUAAUGAAGUGGGAAAUGUUAAUAAGGUUAUAGCUCAGGCCAGGAAGAACAAUGUAAGCACUUCUGCUGAGACUCUUUCUCCUGUGGUUGAAAAUAUCAGAAACAAGGAUGUGGUAGCAGGUGUGGAAAAAUGGACUGAGGUUAUCAAAAGUGGUAAAGAUAGAGGAAAAAAGCCAAUUAAUGAUAGCUCUGUAGGUUCGGUUUCAUGUGAUAAUGGGUUUGAUGCUCUAGAGAUUUUGAAGGAUCUCAUAGAGUCUCAAAACACUGGUCAAUGA
Messenger RNA from Lathyrus sativus (Indian pea), 1314 nucleotides. The record is from the annotation of a GenBank genome assembly. NCBI's taxonomy places the organism in Eukaryota, Viridiplantae, Streptophyta, Magnoliopsida, Fabales, Fabaceae.